Molecule: messenger RNA, 2805 nt
Organism: Microtus oregoni (creeping vole)
Lineage: Eukaryota; Metazoa; Chordata; Mammalia; Rodentia; Cricetidae
Gene: Ralyl
Product: RALY RNA binding protein like
Exons: 11
Coding region: 958-1851 (297 amino acids)
Cellular component (GO): nucleus
Molecular function (GO): RNA binding
Source: RefSeq, a predicted model, not a curated record
UAACGGGAUUUCUCCAAAUAAAAGAUUUUGUUUUCUCUUACAAAUGGGAAAUGCCUCAAGACAGCCAAAGGAAUUGACGUUGGCUUUGCAGUGGCAACGCCCCCCAUAUCGCCUAGCACGAACCCAGGUUCCUUGUGAACCACAAGGUGGAAAACAGACCUAGUGGGAGGAAGUGACAUAGGCAAAGCAGUUUAGAAGAAAUAGGAACUUCGAGAUCAAAUGAAUAAAAGGAUCGAGUUUUAAACCGGGCUUGAAGAGUGAAACUUGGGGAGAGGAAAGGACAGGAGCUCUCCGCAGGAAACUACCUGGAGAUGAAAGCCGGAAAAUAAGGAAGUGGCAAGCGGCAACUUAGAGGUGGACAGCAAGUUGUGUACCCUGUGAGGCCUCUGCUGAAUAUCCCUAAACUGCCCUUCCUGGCGGAGCGCCCGCAGCAUCAGCACCAACGGCGGUACCAGCAGCAGCAGCGGCGGCGGCGGCAGCAGCUGCGCGCCUCCGGCCCGCCCCGCGCGGUCCCCGCUAGCCCGCGCCCUGCCCGUCUGCGUGUGCGUGUGCGUGCGCUCAGCCCAGCGUGAGCGGCACCUGCUAGUCCCGGCUCGCCCAGGAGGCCGCCUAGCCGGGCUCCCACCGCCGUGCCCGCCGGAGCGACUUAGAGGGCUUCGAAGGCUCCGUGGUCGCCCAGCAGCCGCGGUACCCCUGCCGCUUGCAAGUCCGCCUGGCUCCGAGUCACGUGUCAGUGCCCGAGGCAGAGACUGAGAAAAAAACGCGCUUCAUUCCUUCUUCCACCGCCAUACUGUAUUUUCCUAAAUCUCAUUUUUAUUCCAACAUUUUACUCCCGCUCGUGGAAGGUUUUUUCCUGGAAAAAAAAAUGAAGUGCGAUUUGGUUUCCUUGUCAACGGAGGAUGAAGUGAACAGCACAACAGCUCGCAGAGAGCAGGAUUAAAACAAGGUGAGACAACCAUGACGGGCAAAACACAGACCAGCAACGUGACCAAUAAGAAUGACCCCAAGUCCAUCAACUCGAGGGUUUUCAUCGGCAAUUUAAAUACAGCCAUCGUCAAAAAAGUUGACAUUGAAGCUAUUUUUUCAAAGUACGGGAAAAUUGUUGGCUGCUCCGUUCACAAAGGGUACGCUUUUGUCCAGUACAUGAGUGAGCGCCAUGCAAGAGCAGCAGUGGCUGGAGAAAAUGCCAGGGUCAUCGCUGGCCAGCCUCUUGAUAUUAACAUGGCAGGGGAACCCAAACCUUAUAGACCAAAGCCUGGAAACAAGAGGCCACUGUCUGCUCUUUAUAGGCUUGAAUCAAAGGAGCCAUUCCUGUCUGUUGGUGGUUAUGUCUUUGACUAUGAUUACUACAGAGAUGAUUUCUACAAUCGGCUGUUUGAUUAUCAUGGGCGUGUGCCUCCACCUCCUCGAGCUGUCAUCCCCCUGAAGCGUCCCAGAGUGGCUGUCACCACCACACGUAGGGGAAAAGGUGUCUUUUCCAUGAAAGGGGGUUCCAGAUCUACUGUUGGUGGGUCAUCUUCAUCAGGCUCUAAAUUGAAAUCAGAUGAGUUACAGACAAUCAAGAAAGAAUUAACCCAGAUCAAAACUAAAAUUGACUCCUUGCUAGGGCGCCUGGAGAAGAUUGAGAAGCAGCAGAAAGCAGAGGCAGAAGCUCAGAAGAAGCAAUUGGAAGAGAGUAUAGAGCUGAUCCAAGACGAGUGUGUGUCAGAGAAUGCAGACCACUCCACAGAGGAGCCUGCUGAAGGAGGGCAAGAAGCGGAUGGAGGAGAAAUGACUGAUGGGGUAGAGGAGGACUUCGAUGAAGAUGGGGGUCACGAGCUGUCAUCAUUUUACAAGAUCAUUUAUAAUUAAAGAACAAAGGAGGAAAUAAAGAAAGUUUCUACAGAUAAAGUGAUCUGAAGUUGUAUACAAUAUUGUAAAAGAAGAAAAAGAGGCUGUGACAUGCGGAGAAAUGUCAAAGGUGGUUUCAUUCUGAACAGCAGCACCUCCAAUUCAGUUUAUAUAAAGCCCCAGUCAUAUGGACCAUACUGUUCACUUUUAGACAUACCAUUUCUUAUGUGUUAAAGCUGUAAAACUGUCAUUUUAUGAUUUACAUUGUAAAUGUGUUUUCCCUCAUUUUAAUUAUGUAUGUCUUAAGGUGUGAAGAACAUAAAUGAAUGGUGAGAGAAACACUGUAUACAAAUGUAUAUUUGUAAAAGCUAUUUUUAUGAUUAGCAUGUGUCAUUGUUGAUCACAUAGUCACAUAGUAUUGAAAUUCUACAUUUAAAGCUUGUUUCCAGCAAUGUCAUAUGGAGAAUAUACAUUGUAUGCUAGUUUCUAUAAUUUAUUUUCUAUUUAUAGUUUAAGGUACUUUAGACUAUGAGGAAAACUAUUUGGAAAAGCUAUAUUUCUGCCCUUUAUAAGCACCAUUUUAUUAAUAAAAGAAUGCCCUUAUUUCAGAAGUGAGGCAACCAUUUAAGGACAUUGGUUUGACCUGUGAGCAUGUUUGGCACUAGUGAGCUGAAAUGAUCCAAUAAUCACAUCUUGAGACUGACUGUGAAAUUCUGCGGACAGUUUUCAGUAUUUGGAAAGAUGAGAAGUAGACUAAUAAGAAAAAGACUGUCUUGUCCUGGGAUCCCAAAAUUUCAGUUAGUGCACACACCCCUUCAUCUCAUUCCCUAGUCCUCAGAAUCCUCUAUUCCCAAGCAUUGUAUUUUCCAAAAUCUCUUGGCUAUUGUCUUGUGCAGUGGAAAAGGGAGAGACCAUCCCUACAGGAUGUAGGCACAUUCAGCACAUAAUUUCUUAAUAAAUACUGGUUCUUUUAAA